This is a messenger RNA of Vespula pensylvanica (western yellowjacket), 4737 nucleotides long. RefSeq names its product BUB3-interacting and GLEBS motif-containing protein ZNF207-like (gene BuGZ). Gene Ontology annotation, molecular function: DNA binding. The transcript has 7 exons. The coding region runs from base 177 to 1535 and encodes 452 amino acids. Gene Ontology annotation, cellular component: nucleus. NCBI's taxonomy places the organism in Eukaryota, Metazoa, Arthropoda, Insecta, Hymenoptera, Vespidae. The record is from RefSeq and is a predicted model, not a curated record.
AUUGAUUGGUUACACUGACUUCCGCUGUAUACGGAAAAGAUGCUGGCGCCAUUUUCUGUUAUCGGUUUUUACGCGUGUGUAUUGCUGGUGUGCGGAUCGAGUUCUUACCACGUAGUUGCCUAACGUAUUUAACAUAUUUGUGCUUCUUUUAAGUUUUUGAUUAGAAGAAAUAGGAUAUGGGACGUAAAAAGAAGAAGCAAUCGAGACCAUGGUGUUGGUAUUGCAAUAGAGAAUUUGAAGACGAAAAAAUUCUUAUUCAACAUCAAAAGGCAAAACACUUCAAGUGCCACAUUUGUCAUAAAAAAUUAUAUACGGGACCAGGACUUAGUAUACAUUGUAUGCAGGUACACAAAGAAGCAAUAGAUAAAGUACCUAACUCUUUGCCAAAUCGUAGCAACAUUGAAAUAGAAAUAUAUGGAAUGGAAGGAAUCCCACCAAAUGAUGCUAAAGAGCAUGAAAGACAACGAAAUGGUGGUAGACCAGGAUCACCUAGUUCUGGGGAAGAUGAACCUGUACAAAAGAAGGCGAAGCCGGAAGGUUUAUUAGGUUCAGCACCGGGAGCUAUGCCUACGGGUUCUAGUAUCAUGUCUGGUGUAAUGCAGGGAAUGACAACACAUCCUGGUAUGCCACCAAUGGGUCAGUUCCCACCACCCAUGCAUCAUAUGAUGGGACCUAUGGGCCCAGUAGGUCCACCAUUUAUGGGACCUGGUAUGAUGCCUGGAAUGCCAGGUAUGCCACCAGGCAUACAACCACCGGUAUCUGGUACAUCCAUGCCGCCAACAAGGCCAUUAUUUCCAAGUGCUGCGGCUGUUUCCACUGCUGCAUCUACGGCUGUGACAUCUACCCCGUUGGGUACAGAUUUUAAACCAAUUACAUCAGUGGCUGGUGGGUCUAUAGGACCGGUCAAGCCAACAUUCCCUGCUUAUAGCGGUACUGAAAGUAGUACCACGACUAAUAGUAACCUUGGUAGCGAACAAAAAGUUAAUCUUAUUGCAACAACAGGGGCUGCUAGUAAAAUUAUUCAUCCCCCUGAAGAUCUCAGUUUAGAGGAAAUUAGAGCAAGACUGCCGAAAUAUCAACGGCGGCAAACAGAGGAGUCCCGAUCGGUACAGGCUGAUGCCAAUCAACAGGCUGCAGCAUUACAGCAACAACAACAACAACAACAGCAGCAGCAGCAGCAGCAACAACAGCAGCAGCAGCAGCAACAACAACAACAGCAACAACAACAACAACAACAACAGCAGCAGCAGCAACAAGCAGCUGCUAAUGUAGCUGCUGCAUUUCAAGAUCAGCAGCAAAGACAACAAGCUGCAUUAAAUGCUCUUCAACAGCAACAACAACAAAGGUUUCAAAGGCCUCCACAAGCAGUAAUGGUACCAGCAUCAGCAGCAAUGCCUGUGAGCUCUGUUGCUCUUAUGGCACCAUUAAUGCGACCCACAAUGACCUUAGCUGCACCUGCUCUUAUUCAUGGAGGUAACAUGAUGCGACCGCCCCCCAUGGGCCUACCACCAGAACCAUCAAAGAACAUCUGUUAAGUGCAUGAGAAAGAAGAAUAUAUCUAGCAAUUUGAAAUUAGAUAAUAUUACAAAAAAUAUUGUAAGACAUAUCACGUGUCUUUUCCUUAUUAUUAUUAUUAUUAUUAUUAUCAUCAUUAUUAUUAUUAUUAUUAUUAUUAUGAUUAUUAUUAUUAUUAUUAUUAUUAUUAUCUCUUUACUAUAGUAGAUCAUCAAUGUUAUUCACAAAUUUAAUUUUUCUUUGGUGGGUCUAUUUGAUUCACUGCUUUACAAAUGAACGGCCUAUCCAUACAGAUCCCUUUGCUUUAAAUUCGUAAAUCCAUUAAUAACAUUAAGACGGAUCAUGCUAUUUGUAAUAUAUUUAUGACAAUAUAUUUUUUACAAAGUACUUCAAUGAUAUUGAAGCCAUAAAAUAGAGAGAGUUCUUUUCAUCUAAGAUAUGAGACGAGGUAAUACACUUUUGCACUUCAUCCACCAUUAUGUAUAGCCUUUUGGCGUGUACCCAACCCUUUCUCCCUCAUUCCAAUUUUACUUACCCAAGAUUAGAAUAGUGUAAUAUCUAUAUAAGGAAAGGAGAAAAGAAAUCAGAGUGAGGGGGAGGAAAGAAACUAAAAGAAAUAACAGAAAGGGACUAAACAAUGGGGAGAAAACACAGUUUUUAAUUUAAUGAGGGUACACUAGAAUUCUAAAGUUUUAAAAAAAAAGGGGAGAGAGAGAGAGGCAGGAAGAAGUAUGACAGUACGAAUAUUAGCGCGCUCAGGAUUCAUCCGUAUGCCAGAAUUGAUGUCAGCGUGUCUUGUACGUUUACGUUUUAACGGUGCGUUUGCAGGGUGCCCAGUCACUCCUUGGUGAGUGUUGAACGAACCCAGUCUGGUUACUAAAACCGUGUUUUAUACAAGUGCAACAAGGUUGGUCCUUAGCAAAUAGCAUGCGGUGACAUGGCCUAUCUAUAUAUAUAUCUAUAUAUAUCAUUAUAUUUAUUAUUACUCUUAUUAUUAAUUCUAUUAUUAUUGUCUCAUCAUCGUCAUAUUAAUAUACUUAUAUAAAUAUUUCUGUAUAUUUACAUUAUUGUCAAUGGGCAGGUGGGUCGAGCGGCCAACGAAAUUACAUCUGUUCCAAUUCCUUCCACGUCGGGCAGCCACUUUGAUUUUGGACACAUCAUGAGUCUUUGGAUGUGAUAUACCUCCUCCCGAAACUAGAGUCAUUGGUAUCAGGAGCACGAUUACAUUAAAUUAAUAUUAUUACAAUCGAAAGAUAUUUGCUUUUUCAGUCAUACGAUCUAUAUUUCACGAUUAUUACGUGCGUUUUCUAUUCGAUAAAAAGCUUUGUCACUACUAGUUCUAUAUAUUCGGCCGCUCGGCCGGUUUAUCAUAUAUAAUUUUUUUUUUAGUUCUUUUACGUUUCAUUAGCUUCUUUAUUCACUAUUUCGACUUAACCAUAUUCUUCUUAUGACUCACUUGCCAUUACCUUGCCAACCGUGUUACCAUCCUCUCUUCAGUACUACUUAUAGCUUGAAAUCCUGGUGUUGUGAUAUAGUAGUGAAGAAACUGCUUUUUUGGGCACGGUACUGUUGUUCGAAGUUGUCAUUAAAAAAAAUCGAAUUUAUAGUUUUCUCUAUGGUUGACUGUCCCUUCCUUCUUCGCCUCUACACUCCCUAUUUUUUUUUUGUAGACUAAUUUUUUAAUCUUUUCUUUUUUUUUUCUUCUUUUUCUUUCCUUUUUCCCAUUAUAUAUAACGUAGGAAAAAUGUCAGGAUUACUUAAGUAACAUUACAAAAAUGUGUUCUCUUUUAUGUUUUUUAAAAUUCAAAUAGAAGAUAUUUGUAUUACAUAUUAUUUAUAUAGAAGAGAGAGAGAGAGAGAGAGAGAGAAAGAGAGAGAGAGAGAGAAAAAGGGGGAAGGGACUUUUAUACCCACCACACGUACUGUGUGAUGUGGUUAUGGAAAAGAUAAAUUAACGGAAAAAAAAAGAGAGAAAAAAAAAAAGAAAAACAAAACAAAUCUUAUGUAUUUUCCUCACACCAUAGCUUAGCUUUUGUGUCACACGAACAACUUUGCGUAAGUUAGAAUGUCUGACAGUAAGUAAAUGAUUUUACAAUACCCAAUCUAAUUCUUAUAUCCAUGCGUCUGCUACGAAGAAUUGUAUAAGUAAUUAAGGGGAUUUUAUAUUUUUUUAUAUUGAUUAUAUAUUGCUGGUAUGAUAUAUACAUUAUAUGUGAAUCGCACAAUCAAAAAUAACUCAUUUUUAAAUAAAAUAUAUAUAUAUAUAAUCUCCAUUGAAAUAUGACAAUAUCAGUUAUAUUGAUGCUUCCACAGUCAGCCGAUAAGUACUUACAGGAGAUAAUGAUUCUUAUUAAAUCUUACGCCUGUGAAAGCAUUUUGGGAGCAUUGUGUAGGAAUAUCAGCUGGCAGCCGAACGGUAAAAAUUAAUUUACAGAUAAAAAUCAAUUAUAAUAAGGAUUCAGUGUAUGGUGUGAGGUUUUGUGUGGUACCACCUUUGUCAGUUUGUUGUGACUUGUAUUGUGUAUGCGGCACACUGCAUGCUAAGUUGAGUUCCUCUUAUAGUUUGGCAAAUCGCAUUCAUUAAAGUUGCUAGAUAGACGUAGGUGGUCUGCCAACCACAAACCCAUAUUGGGUGUAUAUCGUAGUUAUAGAAAAAUCUACUUUAUCGUUUUAACUUUUGGUUGAGAAAUAUAUAUAUAUGGUUCAAAUUGAAAUGUAAUCUGUAUUUAUACAACUAAUUUUUUCAUAUCUGGUCUUGACAAAAUUACAAUGCUUAGCUACUUUUAAAACGCAAUGCCGAAUUUAUUGGAUAUUAGACUAAUAAAAUAAAAAGAGUAACUAAAAAUAUUAUCGUUUUGAUAAUCAAACACGUUCCAUGUGAACAUAAUAUUAAGCAUAACUCUUUUCACGAAUCACAAUAAGUAAAGAAAUAUUUUAGAUCGGCUGUCAGUCAACUUCCUGUUCAGUAGUGCGAGAAUUCGCUUGAGAAGUGUCAGGUACAUUGACAAAUGUUGUGAACACGAACCUGGAUCAAGUAAUCCUAACUUGAGGUAUGAAAUAAUACUGCAAGUUGUACUCCACAUUUGCCUCAACGUCUGACAAUUCUCUCGUCAUCAAUCUUACCUCUGAACAAUGCACGGUCUCCUAGAAACAUUAAAAAAGAAAAGAGACAAAAGAAAAAAAAAAAAAAAAGAAAAGAAAAGAAAAGAAAAAAAAAGAGAA